This is a messenger RNA of Parnassius mnemosyne (clouded apollo), 2214 nucleotides long. Lineage: Eukaryota; Metazoa; Arthropoda; Insecta; Lepidoptera; Papilionidae. The record is from the annotation of a GenBank genome assembly.
CUCAAUGGGGAUCCACACGCAAAGCUAAUCGUAGAGGGCACCAGCGGCGCCAUGGCUGCUGUCAAAUUGUUGUAGAUUAGUUUACAUGAGGAGAUUUUGCUUUUCUUUGUAUUGAAACUGGUUGACCAUCGAUCAUUUUAAGAUGUAUUGUACCUGGAAGCUUAAAGAAUUGAAAGACGAACUAAAAAAACGAGGAGCGAAGAUAACUGGAAAGAAAUCAGAUCUUGUUGAGAGGUAGGCUUGUAUCUACUAAAAUAUUAUACACCUGUAGACAUAUAUAUACAAGUUAAGGAUUUGGAGCUAGUUUUGUUUGGAACGUGUUAAUUAUUUCUUGAUCAAUGUUAGGAAAAUUUAGAGAACAUUACUCAAAUCAUAAAUGGUAUUUUUUGCUUUUAGGUUAGAAUCAUAUGACCGAAAUUUUAAUUUCGGCAAUCAAAGCCCUGUAGCUUCUCAAAGUCAAGCAAUUGAUGUUCCUGCUGUGGAACUUUACCAGGACGUUAAUAGCUGCACGAUAUUGCCAAAGAUUACCAAAAAACAUAUUCAAAGUUAUUUUGAUAGAUUCAAUAAAAAUAUCAGUGAUGCAGUAAAAUUGUAUGAAUCAAGAUACAUACUUAAAAGGUUUUUGCAAGGCAUCUAUGAAACAACUACAAUAUGAGGUAAACAUCAAAUUAAAUAAUGAUGGAAUGCCUGAAGAAGCAACAUGUGAAUGUGCAGCAGGAGAAGGCAAAGAAGCCCAUUGUAAACAUGUAGCUGUGGUACUUAUUGCUGCUGAAAAUAUUGUUAAGGAAAAAAUAAUACUGCUACAUGAAGUUACGACAUCACAACUUCAAACGUUUCAUAAGCCUACAAAAAAAUAUUAUGCCACACCAUUGCGAGCCUCCAGAUUGCCAUCCAAAAGGGAUUUACAUAACAUUGUUUACUCUCCAUAUUUAAAACAAAACCCUUAUUUUGAUAAAAAGGCAUUCCAAUGCAGGUUUCAGUCCCUGAUUUUAAAUUAUCCACUCUCAUCGAUGCCCCUUAAACAAUUAUUUCCAGCAGCUAACCAACGAGCAAUAUGUUUAGAUCAUAAAUAUAUGGAAAAAAGUGCACAGGAUGUUUUUUUAGAAUCCAUUAAUUUACAAAAUUUAACUGAAGAAAGAUUAGUGGAAAUCGAACUGGAGACUAGAGGACAAAGUUUCAAUCCAAAGUGGCAUGAGUAUCGACAAACGCACAUCACAUCAAGUAUAUUUCACACUGUGUGCCAUUUGAGAAGUGAAACUUUAGUAAAAUAUUGUAACCAAAUAUUAAAUAAAAAUCUAGUCCAAACAAGAGCGAUGGCACACGGGAUGAUUAAUGAAAAAGUAGCCAUUAAAAAAUAUAUGGAGAUUUAUGGGGUGGUUGUUGAAGAGUGUGGAUUAUUUUUGUCUCAGGAACGACCUUAUCUAGGAGCAUCUCCAGAUGGCUUACUAGGAUCGGAAACAAUAAUUGAAGUAAAAUGCCCUUAUGCUUCCAGAAACCAAGAAAUCGGUCCUCUUACAGUACCUUACCUACAAUUUGAUUACAAUGGACAACUUACUUUAAAAAAAACUAAUAUUUAUUACUAUCAAAUUCAAGGGCAAUUAUAUGUAACAAAAAGAAAAUUUUGUAAUUUAUUAGUUUUUACCUAUAAAAGUUUAAAAGUAAUAUUUAUUGAACGUGAUGAACAGUUCAUUACGGAUAUGUUGAGAAAACUUGAUUAUUUUUAUUACAACUUCUUUAAAAAUGCUGUAACCAACAAAUAUUUUUUUAAGGAUUAAGAUUUUAUAAUAUGCUAGGGCUGAAUCUGAAUGAGAGGGUGAGAAAUUGUGUGAUAAGAGAAAAGUGUGUUUUAAAAUGUGAUGUUGUGAACAGGAUUAAGAAAGAAAUUCUUUGGUGGUUUGGUCGUGUGGAAAGAAUGAACAAGGAAAGAGUGACAAAGCAAAUUUAUAUAACAGAUGUGAACAGCAGAGUCGGGAAGGGAUGCCCUAGACUAAGGUUUAUCGACCAAAUUGGAAAUAAAUUGAAAAUGGGCCAGAUUAACAGAACCCUUAACCAACGAGCAUGUAUGACUGUAUGUAUAUGGAUGUAAAGGAGGCGAGAGAGAGGUGUGUCAGGAUUGUGUUAAAUGGAAGUCCGUAGUCUCUGUUUACCCCUCUGGAUAACAAGCGUGUUUAUAUUGUUUUUUAAGAUUUUAUAAUAAACUAUAUGAACAGUUAU